AUAUGAAAUGUAAUUUGAUGUGAUGUGAGUUUGAUGGAAAUGGAAAUAAAUCCUACCAUACCACUCUACUCGCUCCUUGAACUGCCAAGAACAACAGAAACAACACCACAAAAUUAAAAUUAAAUACAUCGCACUCACUCACUCACUCGUUCUCUCGAUCUGCUACUGCUAGAAUUCAGAGCAAUAUGGAUUCUGUUGCCGGUACGUGUCUGUUUCCGUUACAUCGUAGCAAAACGAUUCAUCUCGUGAGACACGCUCAGGGGAUUCACAAUGUAGAAGGAGACAAAAACUACAAAGCGUACUUGAAUCCUGAAUAUUUUGAUGCUCAUCUCACUCCUCUUGGAUGGGAACAGGUUCAUAAUUUGCGUAAGCAUGUUCAUUCAUCUGGAUUGAUUAAUCAGAUUGAUCUUGUUAUUGCUUCUCCUUUGAUGAGGACUUUGCAAACAGCUGUUGGGGUAUUUGGUGGGGAGGGAUACAGUGAUGAUAAAACGGAUGUGCUGCCUCUUAUGGUGGCAAAUGCAGGAAAUAGCUUUCAUGGUGCAAUUUCAAGUCUUAAUUGCCCACCAAUUGUUGCUGGCGAACUUUGUCGUGAACAUUUGGGAGUUCAUCCCUGUGACAAGAGAAGAAGUGUCAGCGAGUAUCAGUUUCUUUUUCCUGCUGUUGAUUUUUCACUGAUAGACAGUGAUGAGGAUGUUUGGUGGAAGGAUAAUGUAAGAGAGACAAAGGAGGAACUCGCAGAAAGGGGGCUGAAGUUCUUUAACUGGUUGUGGACAAGAAAAGAGCAGGAGAUAGCGAUUGUUACACACAGUGGAUUCUUGUUUCACACUCUAACUAAGUUUGGAAAUGAUUGCCACCCCUCGGUGAAGAAAGAAAUAUGCAAACACUUUGCCAAUUGUGAGCUUCGCUCCAUGGUCAUUGUGGAUAGAAAUAUGAUAGGAUCCGAAGAAUCAACAACCAACUAUCCAGGCAAACCUUCGUGGAUGGACGAGCUUAAGGAUGAUGUUGUGGAUGAGAACGUCGAGAAGCAGGGGGUUUAGUUUUGCUACAUGUAUGUGUUUAGUGCCAUUUAAACAUUCAACUGUUGGACAUAUAAUCAUUUACUAUUUGAAGAUGACUCAUACGGAAUCUAACAUGAUGUUUUCAGAUUUUACUCACUGCUAAAGCCUUGCAGCUAACAUUUAAUGUCUGCUAGAAAUAUAUAUUGGGAGAAAUAGUUGUUGAAUCAAGUAAAUUGUGUAGGCAAAAUCCAGAUCCAAUUUUGUCCUCCGCAAAAAAGAAAACACAACUUUUAGUCUCUUGAAAAAUAAAACACAAACAAUCUAGUCUCUAUCUAAACAUCUAUCUAAAAAUUGAGUUUUUCUACGUUGAUGUUAACGUUUUAAUCUUGCAUGUCACUAUCACUCCAUUGUAUUACUUCUCUACUAUUUUGCCCAUCUAGGAUCAAGAUUGGUUGUUGUUGUUGAACUUUUACACAGUUCAACACAGUAAUGAAUCUUAGCUAUUGAUUUGAGGUCAGAAGGUCUAGAUCUACAAUCAAAUUACAGCUUAAAGUGAUCUAAGCUGUCGAUUUAAAUUGGAUGGUUGAAAAUUGUAACUGCCUGACAUAGUUACGGUAGGAAAUCUAAUUCCGCCCAUGUCUUACUUCUUUAUUUUGGCUUACUUCUUUAUUUUUUUUUUAGGAAGUGUCUUACUUCUUUAUUAUCACGCAGUUACAACCAAAGGGCAUAUAAUUUCUUUUAAUUAUGAUUAAUGAAGAAUCAAGUGAGUUGGGGACAUUUUUAUCACAAAAUUUGAAUCUAAUACAUCCCCACCCAAAAGCACUUUCCUUAUCCUCCUAAGAUUUAGAAUUAGAACCAGAUACAAACAUAUGUUUUGGCUAUAGGGGGUCUCCACAAAAUCGCAGUCGAUAAUAGCUCUGAUAGCAACUUAAUAUUUUUUUCUAUUUCUGAAAAAUGGAAAUACAUGGAACAUGUAGUACCAAAAGUUUCACGUGAACUAUCUACAUACAAGUGCAAACAAAGCUAGAGAAAAGAAAGAAGAUGCCCUGCCUCAUAAUUUUGAUUCAAGUCAACAACAUAAUGAAUCAUACUCUUUACCCUUAUCCUUCCCACUCUCUUAAUCAAUUCCACGUGGGUCCCUCUUUUACCCUACAACCAAAAUGUCCAGCUAUUCCUUUUCCACCACGACACACAAAAUGUUAUCCUCACCAUCACCAACCACAUUUUCAACCAACAAAACAUAGCAUUCACAACGCCACACCCUCUCAUUUAUCAAAACCCCAAACACUACCUUACAAAAAUCUCAAUAAACAAACAAAAGAAACACUCUACUCUACUAGGUGUAUAUUAAAAAACAUUUAAAAAUUAAUCAUGCAGAAAAACGUUACUAUUAUUUCUCUCUCUCUUUUUCGCGGGGUCUUCAUUAAAGAAGCAUAAAGCAAACACUUUUGUCAAACAACUAGUCUUCACUCUUCAAGUUCAAUGGAUACUUAUCAAUAUCCACCGUCAUAUCCAGAUUCCGGCAACUCAUCGCCGCGUUCGAGAGAAAUUGAUUUCGAUAAUCCCUCCUCAUGGGAGGAGCAACAGAAUUACAAAGCAAAGUUCAUGUGUAGUUACGGUGGAAAGAUCCAACCACGCAGCCACGACAAUCAACUUUCUUAUAUCGGGGGCGACACCAAAAUACUAGCCGUCGAUCGUAACAUCAAGUUUCAAGCCUUUCUCUCGAAGCUAUCCACUCUCUGCGACGCAAUUCAACAAGAUGUAACGUUCAAGUACCAACUUCCCGGUGAAGAACUCGAUGCUCUUAUCUCCGUUACAACUGAAGAUGAUCUUGAACAUAUGAUGCAUGAGUACGAUCGUCUCUAUCGUCCUUCUUCAAAACCGGUUAGAAUGAGGCUUUUCAUAUUCAUUUCUCCGAAUUCGGGUUUGGUUUCGGUUUCUCAACCCGAUCCACUUAAACCUCAUUCCAACGCUGAUUUUCUCUUUGGUACUCUUGAUAACAAAACCAUAGCUCCACCGUCUCAUCCUCCUUCAUAUGCUGCUGCUGUGAAAUAUCAUGAUCCUGUGGCGGAUCUUGUUGCUCCGGUAACUGAGUAUCCGCCACGUGGAGUUGUUGAUGAGAGUGUUGAGAUUCAGAGGCAGUUACAGCGUUUGCAGGUUUCUGAGACUGAGCAGCAGAAUUUGUAUCGGAGAAGUGUAGAUGGAUUCACCGGAGGUUUUGCUGCUGCUGCUGCUACCGUUGCUCCUGGAGGUGAAUAUUACAUGCAGAAGAUGCCGGAGAAAGUUGCGUCGACGAAUUCUCCAACUGCUGUUCAUCAUCCUGCAGGUUACUGGCCGGAAAAGCAAUUUUCCGGCGAAGGUUUUCCGAUGCCGGGGAUAAAUACUUCCGGUGGUGGGGAUCAGCAUGUUUACAUGAUGCAGCCACCGCCGGGGACAUUCUACCACGCACCUCAGAUGAUGCGUCCACCGACAGCGCAGGUGAGUCAGGGGUAUUACGCUGUGCAGCGAAUGUCUACUGAUGGAUACCGGGAACAGCCGGUAUAUGGCGGCGUUCCGCCUCAGAGCGUGGCGUUUUCGUCUGCGGGUCAGGGGAGUUUGGCACCGGCUCAGCCGGUCAAACCUUCUGCUUAUGCAGAAGGAUAUGGCUUAGUUAGGCCAGCUGGUGUAGCGGAUAAUGCGGGCAGUGGUGGAUAUGCGCAAGUGGCGUAUGAUAGUGCAAGUGGGAGACAUGUUUAUUAUACUGCACCUGGAGGUGUGGUACAUGCGCCGCAGUAUCAAGGGGUUACUCCGGUAUUCAGCAAUGAUAUGAGAACGGCUGCAGUUCCUGUGGGCCAGGAUCCUAAAGUGGUAAACAAAAGUUCACAAGGAUCUGUGUGAUUAUUGUUGCUGUGAUUAAUUAUGUUAAUUUUGAAAUACUAAUAUGCCAAUAAAUGUUGUUUUUCUUA
Messenger RNA from Trifolium pratense (red clover), 3943 nucleotides. RefSeq names its product phosphoglycerate mutase-like protein 1. Gene Ontology annotation, molecular function: phosphatase activity. Lineage: Eukaryota; Viridiplantae; Streptophyta; Magnoliopsida; Fabales; Fabaceae. Gene Ontology annotation, cellular component: cytoplasm. The transcript is spliced from 8 exons. The coding region runs from base 186 to 1037 and encodes 283 amino acids. The record is from RefSeq and is a predicted model, not a curated record.